Molecule: messenger RNA, 17272 nt
Organism: Nothobranchius furzeri (turquoise killifish)
Lineage: Eukaryota; Metazoa; Chordata; Actinopteri; Cyprinodontiformes; Nothobranchiidae
Gene: pleca
Product: plectin a
Biological process (GO): wound healing; intermediate filament bundle assembly
Cellular component (GO): cytoplasm; cell junction; keratin filament
Molecular function (GO): structural molecule activity; keratin filament binding; protein binding
Source: RefSeq, a predicted model, not a curated record
GGGAGGAACCAGUCUGCACUGGUUUGGGUUCUGCUGGUUCUGUUUGACCCACUGGGUUCCUCUCAGGUGAUAACUCACCUGUUCAGCUAGUUUCUGCUGUUUCCUCCCGUCUGACACACCAUCCCUCAUUCCGACCUUCACCCAGGUAUGCGGCGUGGAGGUUACCUGCAGCUUUAAUGACACCAGACACACCUGAGGCCGGUCCGUUUACUGUUGGCUUAAUCCGUCCCCGUGCCGCCCUGCAGCCGCAGCGCCUCAGGGAGCUCCAGCCUGCAGAUCCACAGAAACCAGUCGGGUCAGAACCCAUCACACCUGAAAGUUCACCACUAAAUACUUAGAGCAACGUCAAAAGUCUGAAAGUCAUCUGCCUCGAACACGAGAGACAGACCUUUCUGUGGAGUUUAUCCGAGUGAGAUAAACCUCACUAAAUCAGCUGUUAGCAGGAGUAACAAACCCACUGGAGUCCUUACUCUGAGAGGCGCUAUGCACGUGCGGCUCAUUUAUCAUUUAGAGUUGGGUCAGAACCGGGCCAAACCAUCAUUCCUCCCCCGCCGUGCUGACUGCUGUUGGUGCAGCGGUGCAUUCUGGGUAAACGUUGAUACUGAAGUCAUUUCUGAUUAAACCAACUCGACCUGCCUCUAUCCCGUCGUGACCUUUAACCUUUGACCUAACUGUAGACUCUAAGGUGAGGGUUUGUCACUUUCCUAAGGACUGACCUCUGACCUGAUCCCGAAGGUUCAGAGAGAAACAGACUCAGAAACGUCAGCUGAACCUGCAGGAACCUUCUGGUUCUGCUUAAAGUUCUGCCGGGCUUCCUGGUGUCGCCGUUCGACUCGUGAACCAGUUUGAGUUUUAUGGGUUGCUGAUUUGCAUGAAGGUGCCUUUGUGGCAGCAGGAAGGUGAGAGGGAUCCAGCCGGGAGCCGAGUUUAGAACCGGCGGACACGCGUGACUGCUGCUGCCGGUGAACUGAGCGGGGCGACUCGUAUCCUGGAGACCGUCACAACAAACGCUGGUCCUCCCCCUGGAACCGGACCCAGCAGACGGUCGGAGCGUGUCCUUCACCUGUGGACGGUUCAUGUGGAGGUCUCUGAUGUCACUGAGGAGAGAGGUGUCUCCAGCUUUAACGCUGACUCGUCCUAAUCCCUUCAGGAUGCCACACCCAGGUCUAAACAGGAACCGGGUCCAGGUCCAGCUUCAGACCUGCGGUUGGGGGAGUGACUCAUUCUACUGCUGGGGGGGGGGCGCUGCUGAGGCUGAAGCUUUUAAUCUAAAUAAGAAUGUUUCGUUUAUUAUUUAAAUUUGAUAUAAAAACUAAAUCUUAGAAACUUUGUGACGCUUUAAAAGCUAAAACUGGCCCACCAAAAUAAAAGUAUUGUGCUGAGAUAUCCUGUCUAAAGUCAGAUUAUGUUAAUCUGUUUAAUCUGGAAUAACUAAACGUUCUCCGGGAUCAUCCACUAAACGGUUAAAACAGGAAACCACCAGAGACCUCAGAGCGGGGGUUUCCUCACCCCGCUUUUAUUUUGAAACUUCUGAGUUUGGAUGAAAAACUUUUUUUUUGUUCGGACUGAACCGAUUCGGGUUAAAUCCGCGCAGAUUAAGAGGAUUAUUUGGGGGGGGGUUCUGAUGUUUUGAUGCUCAGCUGUUUGGUGCAGCCUGAACAGAACCGGUUCGGAACCAGAACCACUAAGAAUUCUUUGGAAAUUCUUUCUUGCGCAAACAGAGAAAGGCUCCGCUGUUCUGCGGACGUUUUUACGACGCGCAGCUGUUCUGGAUUUGAUGAUUUAUUACCGGCGGCUUUCUGCCGCUCGACCCGGUUCGUUCCGGUUCGGAAGAGUUCGGAGCGCAGACUCUAACCCACAGGGUCUCUGAGGACUGGUUCUGAUUUGUGCGUUGAGCUGGACGGGUACGUGGUUCUGUGGGAGGGUGUGCUGUGGUACCGGCUGCGUUCCGUUUCUUCUCGGUGGGCCGGACUCUGACACCCGACACGACUGUUUUCCUCCUCCAUGUGGCUCCCAUAAAGGGGGAGGAGGAGGGGGAGGAGGUACGAGGCGCUCCGCGGUGAGCGCGCCACAAACAGUCAGCAGGAUGGCCGGGGUGGAGGAUUCGGUCCGGUCCUCCGUCCCGUCCUGGACCGGAGGGCUGCAGCAGAACUUUUCGUACCAGAGGAGGAAUUUCAUCCACGAGAUGCGCUGCGAGGACGUGGGCUUCCAUCUGUACAGCCAGAUGUGCUGCGCAGAUGAGCGGGACCGAGUCCAGAAGAAGACCUUCACCAAAUGGGUCAACAAACACCUGAUGAAGCACUGGAAGUCAGAGGCCCAGAGACACAUCACGGAUCUGUACGAAGACCUCCGGGAUGGACACAACCUGAUCUCCCUGCUGGAGGUUCUCUCUGGAGAGACUCUGCUGAGGGAACGUGACGCGAGGAACGUGCGGUUGCCACGGGAAAAGGGCCGGAUGCGCUUCCACAAGCUGCAGAAUGUGCAGAUCGCUCUGGAUUUCCUCAAACACAGACAGGUCAAGCUGGUCAACAUCAGGAAUGAUGAUAUUGCAGACGGGAACCCGAAGCUGACGCUGGGCCUGAUCUGGACCAUCAUCCUCCACUUCCAGAUCUCCGACAUCCAGGUGAACGGUCAGUCGGACGACAUGACGGCCAAAGAGAAGCUGCUGCUGUGGUCCCAGAGGAUGGUGGAGGGGUACCAGGGUCUGCGCUGCGACAACUUCACCACCAGCUGGAGGGACGGGAAGCUGUUCAACGCCAUCAUACACACACACAGACCCGGCCUGCUGGACAUGAACCAGGUGUACGCUCAGACCAACCACGAGAACCUGGAGCAGGCCUUCAGCACCGCUGAACGAGAACUAGGCGUCACCAGGCUGCUGGACCCAGAAGAUGUUGAUGUUCCCCAUCCAGAUGAGAAGUCCAUCAUCACCUACGUCUCAUCUCUGUACGACGCCAUGCCCCGAGUCCCAGACAUCCAGGAUGGAAUCAAAGCCAACGAGCUGGAGCUGCGCUGGCAGGAGUACUACGAGGUGGUCACCGUGCUGCUGCAGUGGAUCCGACACCACGUCCUCGUCUUCGAGGAGAAGAAGUUCCCCAGCAGCUACGAGGAGAUUGAGGUUCUGUGGCGUCAGUUCCUGAAGUUCAAAGAGACAGAGCUUCCCGCCAAAGAGGCGGACAAGAACCGCUCCAAGCACAUCUUCAAGUCCUUCGAGGGAGCGGUGCAGGCCGGCCAGGUGAAGGUUCCUCCCGGGUACCACCCGUUUGACGUGGAGAAGGAAUGGGGUCGUCUGCACGUGGCCAUCCUGGAGCGGGAGCGUCUUCUCCGGACGGAGUUUGAGCGGCUGGAGCGGCUGCAGCGGAUCGUCAGUAAGGUCCAGAUGGAGUCGGGGGUGUGCGAGGAGCAGCUGCACCAGGUGGAGACGCUGCUGCAGACGGAUGUGAGGAUGCUGAGCUCCGGGAAGUCCGCUCGGCACACAGCCGAGGUGGAGGCCGACCUGGAGAAAGCAGAAGGAAUGAUCCGGUUCCUCUUCAACGACGUCCAGGUGCUGAAGGACGGGCGCCACCUUCAGGCUGAGCAGAUGUAUCGCAGAGUCUAUCGCCUCCACGAGAGGCUCGUGAACCUCCGCAGCGAGUACAACCUGCGCGUCAAGUCCGGAGUGACCCUGACCCAGGUCCCCACCGCCCAGAUCCCCAUGAGCCAGGUCCACGUGGCUCAGGUCCUGCAGCAGUCGUCCCCGUCCAGGGUUCGGCCCGAGCUGGACGAGGUCACGCUGCGCUACGUCCACGACCUGCUGGGCUGGGUGGAGGAGAACCAGCGGCGGGUGGACGAGGGCGAGUGGGGCUCCGACCUGGCCAACGUGGAGACCCAGCUGGGCAGCCACCGGGGCCUGCACCAGUCCGUGGAGGAGUUCCGCUCCAAGAUCGAAAGGGCGAAAGCUGAUGAGAGUCAGGUGUCUCCGGCCAGUAAAGCCGCCUACCGGGACUAUCUGGGAAAACUGGAGCUGCAGUACGGAAAGCUGCUGAACUCCUCGAAGGCCCGCCUGCGCUACCUGGUGGAGCUGCACACCUUCGUCAGCGCCGCCACCAAAGAGCUGAUGUGGCUGAACGAGAAGGAGGAGGAGGAGGUCACCUUCGACUGGAGCGAGCGCAACACCAACAUGGUGUCCAAGAAGGAGAGCUACUCGGGCCUGAUGAGGGAGUUGGAGCUCAGAGAGAAGAAGGUGAACGGCGUUCAGGCCACCGGAGACAAGCUCCUGAGGGACGGGCACCCCGCCAGGCAGACCAUCGAGGCCUUCACAGCCGCCCUGCAGACCCAGUGGAGCUGGAUGCUUCAGCUCUGCUGCUGCAUCGAAACCCACCUGAAGGAAAACACGGCCUACUUCCAGUUUUUUGCUGAUGUGAAGGAAGCCGAGGAGAAGAUGAAGAAGAUGCAGGAGACGAUGAAGAGGAAGUACACGUGUGAGCGCUCGGUCACGGUGACCCGGCUGGAGGAUCUGCUGCAGGACGCCGCCGAGGAGAAGGAACAGCUGGCUGAGUUUCAGACCCACCUGGAGGGCCUGAAGCGGCGAUCCAAAACCGUCAUCCAGCUGAAACCUCGGAAUCCCGCCAGUCCCAUCAAGGGGAAACUUCCCAUCCAGGCCGUGUGUGACUUCAAACAGAUGGAGAUCACCGUCCACCGGGGAGACGAGUGCGCGCUGCUGAACAACUCCCAGCCCUUUAAGUGGAGGGUUCUGAACGACAAAGGCAGCGAGGCCUUGGUCCCGUCCAUCUGCUUCCUGGUCCCGCCCACCAAUAAGGACGCUGUGAACGGCGUCGCCGGGCUGGACGGGAACCUGCAGAGGCUGCAGAGCGUGUGGCAGACCAUGUUUGUGGACCUGAGGAGUCUGCUGUCCUGGCAGUACCUGAUGAGAGACGUCCACAUCAUCAGCUCCUGGAACGUCACCAUGUUUAAGACUCUGAGGGUGGAGGAGUACCGGCUGGCCCUCAGGAACCUGGAACAGCACUACCAGAACUUCCUGAGGGACAGCCAGGAUUCCCAGAUGUUUGGUGCCGAGGACCGGAUGCAGGUGGAGUCCAGCUACAACCGGGCCAACCAGCACUACCAGAUGAUGGUCAGCUCUGCAGAACAAGGCUCCGAGCCGCCCGGAUCAGGUGACCAGGACGAGUCCGUGUGUAAAACGUUCCUGACGAAGAUCAAAGACCUCCGCUUGAGGCUGGAGGGCUGCGAGAACCGAACGGUGACCCGUCUCCACCAGCCGGCGGACAAGGAACCGCUGAAGGUCUGCGCCCUGAAGACCACAGAACAAAUGAAAGUGCAGUCUGAGCUCGAGGGCUUGAAGAAGGACCUGAGCUCCAUUGCUAGGGAGACGGAGGAGGUUCUGGCGUCCCCUCAGCAGUCCGGUUCUGCCCCAAUGCUUCGAUCCGAGCUGGACCUGACUCUGAAGAAGAUGGAACAUGUGUACGGACUCUCAUCCGUCUAUCUGGACAAGCUGAAGACCAUCGAGGUGGUGAUCAGAAACACCAAAGAAGCUGAGGACUUGCUGAAGGAUUACGAGUCUCGUCUGCGUGACGUCAGUAAAGUUCCUGCUGAUGAGAAGGAGGCGGAGCUUCAGAGAAGUCAGCUGAAGUCGAUGCGGGCUGAGGCAGAGGCCGACCAGGCGACCUUUGACCGUCUGCAGGACGAGCUCCGGAGGGCGACGGCCAUCAGCGAGAAGAUGACGAGGAUCCACAGCGAGCGCGACACUGAGCUGGACCACCACCGUCAGCUGGUCAGCAGCCUCCUGGAACGAUGGCAGGCCGUCUUCGCCCAGAUCGACCUGCGGCUGCGCGAGCUCGACCUCCUCGGGAGGAGGAUGAAGACGUACCGGGAAAACUAUGAGCAUCUCAUCCGGUGGCUUGCAGAGGUCCGCCAGAGACAGGAGAAGAUCCAGUCCAUUCCCAUCGGAGACGGGAAGGCUCUCAGGGAGCAGCUGGAGCAGGAGAAGAAACUUCUGGAGGAGAUCGAGAAAAACAAGGAUGAAGUGGAAAUCUGUCAGAAAAAUGCAAAAGCUUGUAUCGAUUCUGUGAAGGACUACGAGCUCCUGAUCCUCACCUACAGAGCCCUGCAGGAUCCCACAGCCUCUCCUCUGAAGAAGCCCAGGGUGGAGGUCACAUCAGACCACAUCAUCCAGGAGUACGUGACGCUGAAAACACGCUACAGCGAGCUGAUGACGCUCAGCUGUCAGUACAUCAAGUUCAUCAGUGACGCACAGCGCCGCCUGGAGGAUGAUCAGAAAACUUCAGAGACGCUGAAGGAGGAGGAGAAGAAGAAGCUGUCUGAGAUCCAGGCUGAGCUGGAGAAGCAGAAGCAGCUGGCUGAAUCCCAGGCUCAGGCCGUGGCCAAGGCCGAGCAGGAGGCACAGGAGCUGAAGCUGAAGAUGAAGGAUGACGCCAACAAGAGGCAGGGCGUGGCGGCAGACGCCGAGAAGCAGAAGCAGAACAUCCAGCAGGAGCUGCAGCAGCUGAGGAGCCUGUCGGAGCAGGAAGUCAAGUCCAAGAACCAGCAGCUGGAGGAGGCGCUGCUCAGCCGCACCAGGAUCGAGGAGGAGAUCCGCAUAAUCCGAAUCCAGUUGGAGACCACGAUGAAGCAGAAAGCCACGGCCGAGACAGAGCUCCAGCAGCUCAGAGACAAGGCUGCCGAGGCCGAGAAGCUCAGGAAGGAGGCUCAGGACGAGGCCGAGCGGCUCCGCAGGCAGGUGGCCGACGAGACGCAGAAAAAGAAAAACGCUGAAGACGAGCUGAAACGCAAAUCUGAAGCUGAGAAGGAGGCUGUCAAGAGCAAAAAGAAGUCCCUGGAAGAGCUGCAGAAGUUCAAGCUGCAAGCUGAGGAGGCGGAGCGGCGCAUGAAGCAGGCGGAGGAGGAAAAGCUGAGGCAGGUUCAGAAGGUGGAGGAGAUCGUUCAGCAGUCUGCCUCCACCCAGCUGCAAACCAGCACCGCCUCGUUCACCCAGAAGGCCACAGAGCUGGAGAAGUCCCUCAGGAAGGAGCAGGGGACAGUCCUCCAGCUGCAGGAGGAGGCCCAAAGUCUCAGGAAGAAACAAGAAGAAGCCGACAGAGCCAGGCAGCAGGCAGAGCAGGAGCUGGAGACGUGGAGGCAGAAAGCCAACGAAGCUCUCCGUCUGAGGCUGCAGGCUGAGGAGGAGGCCCAGAGGAAGAGUCAGGCCCAGGACGAAGCCGAGCGCCAGAAGGUGGAAGCAGAGCGAGACGCCAAGAGGAGGGCUAAAGCGGAGGACGCUGCCCUGAAGCAGAAAGAGAACGCGGAGAAGGAGCUGGAGAAGCAGAGGCAGCUCGCCGAGCAGAUCGCUCAACAAAAACUGUUUGCUGAGCAAGAAUGUGUCCGCCUGAAGGCCGAGUUCGAGCACGCCGGACAGCAGAGGAGCCUGCUGGAGAGCGACCUCAAUCGCCUAAAAGACAACGUGAGCUCCACCGAGAACCAGAGGAAACAGCUGGAGGACGAGCUGGCCAGAGUCAGGAGUGAGAUGGACGCUCUUCUGCAGAUGAAGGUUCGAGCGGAGAAGGAGAUGCGGUCGAAAACCGAAAGCAGCGAGCAGCUCCUGGAGGCAGAAGCUCUGAAGAUGAAGCAGCUCGCCGAGGAAGCCGCCAGACUGAGAGCUGUCGCCGAGGACGCCAAGAAACAGAGGCAGGUGGCAGAAGAAGAGGCGGCGCUGCAGCGAGCUGAGGCCGAAAAGGUCCUCAAGGAGAAACUAGCCGCCAUCAACGAGGCGACGCGCCUGAAAACGGAGGCGGAGAUCGCCCUGAAAGCAAAGGAGGCAGAGAACGAGAGGCUGAAGAGGAAAGCGGAGGAGGAGGCUUAUCAGAGGAAGCUUCUGGAGGACCAGGCUGCUCAGCACAAACAGGAGAUCAGCGAGAAGAUCACCCAGCUGACGAGCUCGUCCGACUCUGAGCUCCAGAGGCAAAAAAGCCUCGUGGAGGAAACCCUGAGGCAGAAGAAGGUGGUGGAGGAGGAGAUCCACAUCAUCAGGAUCAACUUCAACAAAGCCUCCAAGGAGAAGUCCGAUUUGGAGUUGGAGUUGAAGAAGCUGAAGAGCCUCGCAGACGAGACGCAGAAGAGCAAGCUCAAGGCUGAAGAGGAAGCAGAGAAGUUUAAAACACUCACAGCAGAAGCGGAGAAGAAGAGACAAGAAGCUGAAGAGAAGGUGAAGGAGAUCGCCGCAGCGGAGCAGGAUGCAGCUCAGCAACGCAAAGCUGCUCAGGAGGAAGUGGAUCGGCUCAAAGCCAAAGCAGCUGAAGCCAAGAAGCAGAGAGACCAGGCGGAGAAGGAGGUGGAGAAGCAGGUGAUGCUGGCCCAGGAGGCGGUGCAGAAAUGCAGCGCUGCUGAGCUGAAAGCUCAAGAUGUUCUCAGCAAGAACAACCAGGACGCUCUGGCUCAGGAGAAACUGAGAGAGGAGUUUCAAAACGCCAAGAAGCUGGCCGAGUGUGCUGAAAAGGCCAAAGAGAAGGCAGAGAAGGAGGCUGCGUCCCUCCGGCAGAAAGCCGAAGAGGCUGAGAGGCAGAAGAAAGCUGCAGAAGAAGAAGCUGCCAAACAGGCCAGAGCGCAGAAGGAUGCAGAAAGACUGAGGAAAGAGGCAGAAGAAGAAGCGGCGCGGCGAGCUGCAGCAGAGGCGGCGGCGCUGAGGCAGAAGCAGCAGGCCGAUGCCGACACGGCCAAGCACAAGAAGGAGGCAGAAGAAGCUCUGAAGCAGAAGUCUCAGGUGGAGAAGGAGCUCUCAGCCAUCAAACUCCAGCUGGAGGAAACCGACAAGCAGAAAAAGGUGCUGGAUGGAGAGCUUCAGAGGGUCAAAGGUGAAGUUAACCACGCUGCCAGACAGAAGGCGCUGGUGGAGGAAGAACUGAGCAAAGUCAAGGCCCAGAUGGACCAGCUCCUCCAGAUCAAGCUGAAGAUGGAGGAAGAGAACCGAACCCUCGCGCAGAAGGACAAAGACAACACCCAGAAGUUACUGUCAGACGAGGCGGAGAAACUCAAGAAGUUGGCAGAAGAAGCUGCUCGACUCACACUGGCGGCUGAAGAUGCUGCCAGACAGCGGCAGACGGCAGAGUCCGAGCUGGCCAGACAGCGAGAGCUGGCGGAGAAAACCAUGAAGGAGAAGAUGCAGGCCAUCCAGGAUGCUUCCAAACUGAAGGCUGAAGCAGAGGAGCUCCAGAAGCUGAAGGACCAAGCUCAGGAGAAAGCUGAGAAACUUCAGGAGGACAAACUGCUGAUCCAGCAGCGACUCAAAAAGGAGACAGAAGACUUCCAAAAAUCCCUGGAGGCGGAGCGUAGGAGACAGCUGGAAGUGUCCGCCGAGGCCGAGAAGCUGAAGCUCAGGGUGAAAGACCUCAGCGGGGCCCAAACUAAAGCUGAAGAGGAGGCCCAGAAGUUCAAGAAACAAGCCGACGAAGCUAAAGCUCGUCUUCAAGAAACGGAGAAGCAAGUGGCGGAGAGCGUCGUUCAGAAGCUGGAGACUCAGAGGCUGCAGAGCACCAAGGAAGCCGACGACCUGAGGAGAGCCAUCGCCGACGUGGAGAAGGAGCGAGAGAGGCUGAAGCGAGAAGCAGACGAGCUCCAGAAACAAACCAACAAGAUGGAAAGUGCUCAGCUGGAGCAGAUGGAGCAGCAGAAGGCCCUGCUGCAGCAGUCCUUCUCCACUGAGAAGGAGCUGUUGCUGAAAAAAGAAAAGGCUGUUGAAGACGAGAAGAAGAAGCUGGAGAAGCAGUUGGAGGAGGAAGUGAAGAAGGCCAAAGCUCUCAAAGAUGAGCAGGAGCGUCAGCACGCACGGAUGGAGGAGGAGAGGAAGAAGCUUCAGGCUGUGAUGGAGGAGGCUCUGAGGAAACAGAAGGAGGCUGAAGCAGAGGUGAAGAGCAAGCAGAAGGAGGUGGAUGGACUGGAGAAGAAGAAACUGGAGCAGGAAAAACUUCUGGAGGAGGAAAACAAAAAGCUCAGAGAAAAGCUGCAGACUCUGGAAGGUGCUUCAAAGGAAGGAGCCUCCAAAACGAAAGAGAUGGAAGUUCAGACCGAAAAGGCUCCUGAGCAGCAGACGGUUACCGUGACAACGGUGGGAACAACAAAGAAAGCAUUUGAUGGUUCGGUCGAAGUGGACGGGGUGAAGAAAGAUGGAGGAUCGCUGUGGCUGUUCGAUGGAAUCAGAGAGAAGGUUCCUGCAGAGAGGCUUCACGACAUCGGAGUCCUGACCAGAAAAGACAUGGACAAGCUAAAGAAGGGAAAGGUCUCUGUCCAAGACCUGGAGAAGACGGACAAAGUUAGAUCCUGUCUCAAGGGUCAGAGCGGUGUCGGGGGAAUCUUGACUCCAUCCAAAGAGAAGAUGAGCAUCUACCGGGCCAUGACGGAGCACCAGAUUACUCCCACCUCUGCAGCCAUGCUGCUGGAGGCUCAGGCAGCCUCGGGCUUCCUCGUUGAUCCCGUGAAAAAUCAGCUUCUCUCCGUGGACGAGGCAGUCAAGGAAGGGUUGAUUGGCCCUGAGCUUCAUGACAGGAUUCUGUCUGCUGAACGAGCAGCCACUGGUUUCAAAGAUCCGUACACGGGAGCCAAGAUCUCCCUUUUUGAAGCCAUGAAGAAGGGUCUUAUCGACAAAGAGCAGGCCACCAAGUUCCUAGAUGUGCAGCUAGCGACUGGCGGCAUUGUUGACCCGAUCAGUAGCCACAGGGUGCCACUCCAGACCGCCUACAAGCAGGGUCAGUUUGAUGCAGACACUAACAAACAACUGACAGAUCCCAGCGAGGACCUUAAACUGUUCAUGGACCCCAGCACCCAGGAGCAGCUCACCUACAGACAGUUACUGGAGAGAUGCAGCAAAGAUCCGGAGACUGGCCUGCUGAUUUUACCAGUGACAGACAAAGCUGCCCAGGGUGAAAGAACAUUCACCGACAUGGAGACCAAAGAAGUGUUCAGUAGAUCAAACGUCCACGUUCCGUUUGGGAAGUUCAAAGGAAAAACUGUCACCAUCUGGGAGGUCAUCAACUCAGAGUAUUUCACCGAAGAGCAACGACGAGAACUGAUCCGCCAGUACAAAACAGGAAAGAUCACGGUGGAGAAGAUCAUCAAAAUCGUCAUUACUGUAGUGGAAGACAAGGAGAAGGGCAGUGGGAGUGUGUUCGGCGGUUUGAGGACUCCAGUUUCCGCCAGCGAGCUGCUCGAGUCUAAAGUUAUAAACAAAGAUUUGUUCAACAAACUAAGCAAUGGGAAGAUUUCCGUGACGGAGGUUUCUGAGAUGGAUCCGGUGAAGAAAGCUCUGCAAGGAACUCCCAGCAUCGCAGGACUGUUGCAUGAACCAAGCAAGGAGAAGAUGCCUUUCUAUCAAGCCAUGAAAAGAGAGCUGAUCUCUCCAGAGACGGCUGCGACGUUCCUUGAAGCUCAAGCGGCGACAGGGUUUCUCAUCGAUCCUGUGAAAAACGAGAGGAUGCCCGUUGAUGAAGCUGUGAAAGCUGGCCUCGUCGGUCCAGAGCUGCACGAACGCCUCCAGUCAGCGGAAAGGGCCGUCAGCGGCUACAAAGAUCCCUACACAGGGAAGACCGUGUCCGUUUACGAAGCCAUGAACAAAGGCCUUGUGAAGAAAGACCAGGGCAUGCGUCUGCUAGAGGCACAGCUUUCAACCGGUGGAAUUAUUGAUCCGAUUAAAAGCUACCGAAUCCCACACGAGGUUGCCUGCAAGCGUGGGUAUUUUGAUGACAACAUGAGCAAAACCUUGAACCAAAACACAGAUGAGACUAAAGUGUUUUAUGAUCCUAACUCGCAGGAGGAGGCCACGUAUGCACAGCUCAUAAAACAAUGUGUCACAGAUGAAGACACCCAGCUCCUGAUGCUUCCUGUCUCACCGAAGGCCCCGAAGCCAAAGGAGGCUGGACAGAUCACAGAGGCCAAAACAAAAGAAGCCCUGAACCAAACCGCCAUGGAGCUGGAGUCCGGACCGUUCAGAGGCAGAAAGGUCACAAUCUGGGAGAUCAUGAACUCUGAAUACAUCACAGAGGAACAAAGAGUCCAGCUGGUUCGUCAGUAUCGAAUGGGACUGGUUACUAUUGAGAAGUUAGUAAAGAUUGUGAUAACAAUGGUGGAUGAAAAAGAAGACAAAACAAAGGAAGAGGCUUGCUUUGAAGGACUCAGAGCACCAGUCACUGCCAGCUCGCUGCUUGAUUCCAACAUCCUGGACAAGACCACAUUUGAUCAACUUCAGCAGGGUAAAAAGACGCCCAAAGAAGUCGCCGGUACUGAUAAAGUCAAGAAGUACCUGCAAGGCACAGACCGCAUUGAUGGUGUCACUCUGCAAGACUCUGAUGAGAAGUUAAGCCUUUAUCAGGCAAUGAGAAAACACGUUCUGCAGCACAACACUGGACUGGCUCUUCUUGAGGCCCAAGCUGGUACCGGAUCUAUACCUGACCCGGUUAAAUACCUGAAAUACUCUGUGGAUGAUGCUGUAAAGGCUGGAGUUGUUGGCCCAGAACUUCACGAGAAGCUUCUGUCAGCUGAAAAAGCGGUGACAGGAUACAAAGAUCCGUACACGGGCAACAAGAUUUCUCUAUUCCAAGCUAUGAAGAAAGAGCUUGUGUUGAGGGAGCAUGCCAUUCCUCUGUUAGAGGCUCAGUUGGCCACGGGAGGUAUGAUCGACCCAGUCAGCAGCCACCGUGUUCCCAAUGAUGUGGCCAUUCAGCGUGGCUUCAUCAGCAAAGACAUGUUAAAGUCUUUCAGGGAAGCGACUGGUGACGUUAAAGGCUUCAUUGAUCCCAAUACUAACAAAAGUGCAACGUACCGUCAGCUGCUGGAGACAUGCAAGAGAGACCCCACCUCUGGUCUGUGCUACCUACCACUGUCGAAGGUAGAAGCCCCAGCACCAGCUGAGAAGGCCUAUGAGUUCACAGAGGAGCAAGCACAAAAGGACCUGGGCAACACUCAGAUUGAGAUACCGCAUAAGAGCUUUGCAGGGAAAAGUAUGACUAUUUGGGAAGUGUUGAACUCAAACAUGCUUCCAGAGGAAGAGCGGCGUCGCCUCAUGGAGCAGUAUCGCUUGGGCCAAAUUACUAAAGAGCGGAUGCUGAUCAUCAUCAUCGAGAUCAUUGAACAAAGAGAGACUGUGAAGUCUGAGCAGACCCUGUCGUGUGACGUGAUCAGGCGAAGAACAACCAUCGAGGAGCUGUACAGUGCUCGGAUCAUUGACUCUAAGACCUACAACCUACUGAAACAAGAGAAGAUGAGUAUUCGAGAGGUGAUGGAUGCUCCAUCAGUGAAACAGUACUUGUUUGGCACUGGUUGCAUUGCUGGAAUUAUGUCAGACAGUCCUCCGAGGAUCAGCGUUUACCAGGCAAUGAAGAACGGACAGAUUAAACCCGAAGUGGCUUUGCAACUCCUUGAGGCCCAGGCAGCAACAGGAUUCAUGAUCGAUCCCGUUAAAGAUGAGCUCCUCACUGUUGACGAAGCUGUACGUAAAGGUCUUGUUGGCCCUGAACUCCAUGACAAGCUUCUCUCGGCUGAGCGGGCAGUGACUGGUUACAAGGAUCCCUACAGCGGAAAAGUCAUUUCUCUCUUCCAGGCCAUGAAAAAAGGCCUGAUUCCUGAGGAUUAUGCCCUCCGACUUUUGGAGGCCCAGAAUGCCACCGGAGGACUGAUGGACCCUGAAUACUACUUCCAUCUUCCGACAGAUGCUGCAAUGCAACGGGGAUAUAUCAACAAGGAGACGCUGGACAGAAUAACUGAGCCGACUUUAGAUGUGCGAGGGUAUGUUGAUCCAACCACUGAUGAGAAGCAGUCUUAUGCUCAGCUGCUGAAAAGAUGCAGGGUUGAUAAAGAAAGUGGACUGAAGUUGCUUUCCCUCGCAGACAGAAGGCUUCUCUUUAAGGGUCUCAGAAAACAAAUCACUGUGGAAGAACUGCUCCGGUCACAGAUCAUCAACCAAAAAACCUACAAUGAGCUCAUUGAGGGUGUCGUCACGGUAGAGGAGAUCAGCAGAAACCUGAAGAAGUAUCUUGAGGGUACUAGCAGUAUUGCUGGUGUGUAUGUUGAAUCUUCCAAAGACUGCCUGUCCAUCUACCAAGCAAUGAAGAAGAACAUGAUCAGGCCAGGAACUGCGUUUGAGCUUCUUGAGGCUCAGGCUGCUACAGGCUACGUGAUCGAUCCCAUCAAAAAUUUGAAACUGAAUGUGAUCGAAGCAGUUAAGAUGGGUGUCGUUGGCCCCGAAUUUAAAGACAAACUCCUCUCAGCCGAACGAGCGGUCACAGGCUACAAGGACCCCUAUUCUGGCAAGAUCAUCUCUCUUUUCCAGGCAAUGAAAAAGGGACUCAUUUUAAAAGACCAUGGCAUCCGUCUGCUGGAGGCUCAAAUUGCCACAGGAGGCAUAAUAGAUCCGGAGGAAAGCCACCGUUUGCCUGUAGAAACUGCUUAUGAACGUGGCCUCUUUGACGAAGAAAUGAAUGAGAUCCUCACCGACCCCUCAGAUGACACGAAAGGUUUCUUUGACCCAAACACAGAGGAAAAUCUCACCUACCUGCAGCUGAUGGAGCGAUGCUUGACAGACCCAGAGACCGGCCUUCGUCUUCUGCUGCUAAAAGAAAAGAAACGAGAGAGGAAGACAUCGUCCAAGUCUUCAGUUCGCAAACGAAGGGUUGUCAUCGUCGAUCCAGAGUCGGGCAAAGAGAUGUCCGUUUACGAAGCGUAUCAGAAGGGUCUGAUUGACCACCAGACCUAUCUGGAACUCGCAGAGCAGGAAUGUGAAUGGGAGGAAAUCACCAUCACCUCAUCUGAUGGCGUCGUGAAGUCUAUGAUCACUGACCGGAGGUCUGGCCGGCAGUACGAUAUUGAUGAUGCCAUCUCGAGAGGCCUGAUUGAUAAGUCGGCUCUGGAUCAGUACCGAGCUGGAACGCUGUCCAUCACCGAAUUUGCAGACAUGCUAUCUGGAAACAUGAGUGGCAGCAGAUCCCGUUCUUCGUCCUUUGGGUCCACUUCCUCCUACACCAUGAGUCCAGUGCCUACUAUAAAAACACCAGCAACAACCUGGAAUGACCCGACAGAGGAAACUGGACCUGUGGCGGGGAUUUUGGACACAGAGACCCUGGAGAAGGUUUCAGUCACAGAAGCCAUUCACCGAAACCUGGUGGAUAAUAUAACCGGUCAAAGGCUGCUGGAGGCUCAGGCCUGCACUGGAGGCAUCAUCGACCCCAACACAGGAGAGAAGUUUUCUGUUGCCGACGCGCUGAAUAAAGGACUCGUUGAUAAAAUCAUGGUGGAUCGCAUCAGUUUAGCCCAGAAGGCAUACAAUGGCUUUGAAGAUCCCAGAACUAAAACCAAAAUGUCUGCAGCCCAAGCUCUGAAGAAAGGGUGGCUUUACUAUGAAGCCGGACAGCGGUUCCUCGAGGUCCAGUACCUCACCGGUGGGCUGAUUGAACCUGAUGCCACUGGUAGAGUCUCCAUAGAUGAGGCUUUGAAGAAGGGCACCUUAGAUGCCCGCACAGCGCAGAAGUUACGGGACGUUAGCGCAUACUCAAAAUACCUCACGUGCCCUAAAACCAAGCUUAAGAUCUCCUACAAGGAUGCAAUGGAAAGAAGCAUGACUGAGGAGGGAACUGGUCUGAGACUCCUUGAAGCCUCAUCUCAGUCCAGCAAAGGCCUUUACAGUCCCUACAGCGUCAGCGGUUCAGGCUCUGCUACUGGGUCACGCUCCGGGUCGAGAACUGGUUCCAGGUCCGGCUCCAGAAGAGGCAGCUUCGAUGCCACAGGGUCAAGUCUCACGACGACCUUUUCAUCUUCGUCCUACAGCUCAACCAGCUUUGGUUCUCCAGGUUUCAGUUCUCCGAGCUACAGCCGGCGCUUCUGAAGGCUGAUCACCUGACGCCUGGAUCUUUGUGGAGAAAGGAGGACCUUUAUUCUGCUCUGCAUGGCGAUGUUACAAUACUUACACCUUUAGAUUUUCUACACAGUUACUCAUGUUGUUGAUUGUAUAUUUUACUGGUUAAGGCCCGUGUGCGCUGACCUGUCAGACGCAUGGCUGCGUACCGUAAACUGUUUUCUCUGCGUGUAACCCGAGCGCUUCCACGUGCGUUUUGAUUGAACACCAAUAUGAGCUUUUAGUGUUCCACUAACACACACUUAUUUAGCUACUGUUCUGAGUCAGACAGAUGAAAACCAGCUGGAUGUACAAACUGAAACUUUUGUGUAUAUUUCUGAAAUUGAGGAAAGCGUAGCGUCUCUGCAGAGCAGAAUUUGGACUCAAACAAAGAAAAUCAAGAACCUGCUUUAAGAACGCAAAGCUUCAAGAUCUUUUUUCUCCUGGUGGCAUUGCUGCAACUACUCUACAAACACAGAAAAAGUCCAUCAUCCUCAGUGAACCCAGCAGGAAUCCCGCAGUCAGACCCAAACGUGCGCCUUGGGAAAUAAACAGGAAGUUUAAGGGACAGGAAUCUGGAGAUGACUGAAGCCAUCCGACAGCUCGGCACGCUGGAUCUCUGCUCUUCUGGUCACUUUGAAAGAAAGUUUCCUCCAACUUCCUGUUUCCUCCAGAUCCCAACUCGCGUCUUCCUGUUGUCUCCGCAUCCUGACGGGGACGUCUCCAGACACUGGCUUUCAUCUGGACUGAGUAUCAUUUAAUCACUGAUUUUAUGCAACAACGCUGCCUGGUUAGUUUUGGUGCGUUUUAACAUCCAAGCUCAUGCUGUGCAAGUGCCUGCAGGACACAGUACUCUUACUGGGAGGACUGGGAGACACCGCAGAACUGACUAUGCAAACUGCUGCAUGAGUGAAAAUAAGCAAUAUUACUCCUAAUGUUUGUCUCACCAGGUGAACGUCAAGUUCAGAAUAUAAAAUAAAAUAACGGCUCCAAAGCCACAAGACUCUAAAUGAUGGCGUGAACGGGUGCAUCAUGUUGUCUUCCACCGAAUCACGAAGGUUUCUCUGUUGGCGAAAGCCUCAACCGGAGUGAGAAAGAUCUUUCAGCUUUGCACCACGUCCAGUAUUUGUAUUUUACUCCACACCUGUUUGCUUCAGUCGCAGGUUUGACCGACAGCGUUUUAUUUUCAUACUCUAUUUUUGCUUUGCUUGCUUUACUAAUUAAAAGAUGCAAACAUUUAAAUACCUGUAUCCUCUAAAGCUUUGCUUAUUUUUGUGUUCGAAGCGCUUUGAAGGGUGUAUUUUAGUGAGAAUCAAGCCUGGUGUAUUUAUAAUAAAAUGGAGACGAGGACGUUUAUUGUAACACCAACAUAUGUAAAUAAACACAGAAAUUAAAAACAAAAAAAAACUA